UCUGCUUACUUUCGGUCAACUUUCGUAUACUCCUUGUCAUUCUGAUUCUACACUAAGUCUGCCUUAAGCGCCUUGCGAUUUGCAUAUCGCAGAGCCUACCAUGAAUGCUUCUAAUGCAGACGUGGGUCACGUGAGUGACGAAGAUGCCAAGUCUAAGGCCAAGCUCAAGGAAACGCGCGCUGAGAUGCUUUCUCGUCAUCAGAAAGAGAUCAAAGAGUUGCAAGGUAAGGAGAUAGCGUUGAAGAAGGCAGCUGCUAAAGGUAGCAAGGCCGAGCAAAAGGCCAAGAAGAAAGCUGCCGAAGAUGAGAUAGUCAAGUUAGAUGCUGUGAUGAAGGCUCGCCAAGCCAAGGAGCUCGCUUCUAUGGGUUUUCAAGGUGAUGAAAAGGAGCAGGUUGCCAGUAUAGACACUUUGGUGAAGGCUAUUGCAGGGGUGACCACCAGUGGAGCCCCAGAUCACCCAGGGAGGCCUUCCAAGGGUCAAAAAUUCCGAGAGAAGCGUGCCCAACAAGAAGCUCAACGGCAACAAAGGAUUCAAGAGGAGCAAAGUAACCUGGUCAAUGAACGUGAAGUUGAGGAUCAACAGCUGACUAACAAGCUUAAUCCUAUUGGCCUUGGCCUGAAAGAGAUUAAGCCUGAUGGUCACUGCCUAUACCGUGCAGUCGAGGAUCAGCUUGCUCUCCAUCCCAAUGCAUGCCCAUUACUGUCGUACCAGCAACUUCGGGAGCUGGCUGCUUCAUUUAUGCGAUCUCACCCCGAAGAUUUUCUUCCUUUUAUUGGUGGAGACCUGGAACGGGAGAUUGAGGGCAAUGAUCCACAGUCCAAGUUUGAAACUUAUUGCAGGGAGGUCGAAGCAACUGCGUCUUGGGGCGGUCAGCUGGAGCUGGGAGCUUUGGCUCAAGCUUUGAAGAAACAUAUAGUUGUGUAUUCAGCCAAUGGACCUGAUGUAGAAAUGGGUACGGAGUACACGAACGCGGAUCUGAAACUCAGAAUUUCUUACCAUAGACAUGCAUUUGGGUUAGGAGAGCACUACAAUUCAGUAGUUCCCCUACUUCCUCGCUGAUGAAACGUGUUUCUGUGAUCACCAACUUCUUGCGACACCUUGCAUGAAUUAUACCAGCCACCGGUGGAAAAUAGUCACACCAGUCGUUCUCUGUAAACCUGCACUGUGGAUGGGAACUAAAAUCCCAAUUUCAUUGCUUUCAGUUUGACAAGGCUCUGAGCUGUACAGCAUGCUGCUUGGCAGCUUGAGAAAUCAUCUCUCUGGUUGUUAUCUGUUCACUUACCUAGGAAACUUCAUUAAUCUCAGUCGACUUGUAUAAAUUGGCUGUUGCGUUGGCGUCGUGAAACUCAUUGGGUGAGCAUAACAGUGGGAUUUUAACUGUGUAGAAAAGGCAUACUUAAAUAUUAUUUAUAUAUUCAAAUA
Molecule: messenger RNA, 1423 nt
Organism: Physcomitrium patens
Lineage: Eukaryota; Viridiplantae; Streptophyta; Bryopsida; Funariales; Funariaceae
Product: OVARIAN TUMOR DOMAIN-containing deubiquitinating enzyme 5
Biological process (GO): protein deubiquitination
Molecular function (GO): cysteine-type deubiquitinase activity
Source: RefSeq, a predicted model, not a curated record